UUGAUAAGAGAUAUGUUGUGACUGAAUAUUUGAGGAGUACCUGCACCUGAUAAAACACCUCUGAUAACAGUUCAGUUUGCACCGUCGUGAAAUACUGUGGCAUAUAUUGUGAAAUGUUUUUAUUAAAAAGUUUUUAGAUAUAUUUUGUGUUAUUUUACACCGUUAUUAUGGCGUAUCCAAUGUAUGAAGUCGAUUGGAGUGUUUUGCCGCCAGAACAGAACAGGAGGUUCAAUCCGGCUUUCAAUAUUGCCACCAUAAAACAAGUUGUAAAUGAGGCCAUAGAACGAGUCGCGCCGGUUUCAGUACGGAUGCCCACGCCGACUCGGCUCAGGGACCUUAUCAGACAGAUCAGGGCAGCCAGGACCGCCGCGGAGGAGCGCAGCGUGGUCAACAAGGAAUGCGCUUACAUACGGUCCACGUUUCGAGAGGAGGACAGCGUUUGGAGAUGUCGGAACAUAGCCAAGUUGCUGUACAUCCAUAUGCUCGGCUACCCGGCGCACUUCGGCCAGCUGGAGUGUCUGAAGCUGAUCGCGAGUCCGCGGUUCACGGACAAGCGGGUGGGCUACCUUGGCGCCAUGCUGCUGCUGGAUGAGCGCCAGGACGUGCACCUGCUUAUCACCAACUGUUUGAAGAAUGACCUGAACAGCAACACGCAGUUCGUGGUGGGCCUGGCGCUGUGCACGCUAGGGGCCAUCGCGUCGCCGGAGAUGGCGCGCGACCUCGCUUCCGAAGUGGAGCGCCUCAUCAAGUCGCCCAACGCGUACAUCAAGAAGAAGGCGGCGCUGUGCGCCUUCCGCAUCAUAAGGAGAGUCCCCGAUCUCAUGGAGAUGUUCCUGCCGGCCACCAGGAGUCUGCUCACUGAGAAGAAUCAUGGUGUGCUCAUCACUGGGGUGACCCUGAUCACGGAGAUGUGUGAGAACAGUCCGGACACUCUCAACCACUUUAAAAAGGAGAGCGGACAGCGCGAGAUUGUUCCGAAUCUGGUGAGGAUAUUGAAGAACUUGAUACUGGCCGGAUAUUCGCCGGAACACGACGUCAGCGGCGUGUCGGAUCCGUUCCUCCAGGUGAAAAUCCUCCGCCUCCUGAGGAUACUCGGCAAGAACGACGCCGAAGCGUCCGAAGCGAUGAACGACAUCCUCGCGCAGGUCGCCACCAACACGGAAACCAGCAAGAACGUCGGCAACACCAUACUGUACGAAACUGUACUCUCCAUCAUGGACAUAAAGUCCGAAUCGAGUCUGCGAGUGCUCGCCGUCAAUAUACUGGGCAGGUUUCUGUUGAACAACGACAAGAACAUACGAUACGUGGCGUUGAACACGUUGUUGAGGACCGUGCACGUCGACACUUCGGCCGUACAAAGGCAUCGGACUACUAUUUUGGAGUGUUUGAAGGACCCUGACGUGUCGAUCCGCCGCCGCGCCAUGGAGCUGUCGUUCGCGCUGAUCAACGGCCAGAACAUCCGCAGCAUGAUGAAGGAGCUGCUGUCGUUCCUGGAGCGCUCCGACGCGGAGUUCAAGGCGCACUGCUCCAGCGCCAUGGUGCUCGCCGCCGAGAGGCACGCGCCCUCCAACAAGUGGCAUCUCGACACGCUCUUCAGAGUACUGCUCAAGGCGGGUAACUACCUGCGCGACGACACGGUGUCCAACACGAUCCAGAUCGUGUCGUCUGCGCCGGCGGAGCGGCAGGCGUACGCCGCCAUGAGGCUGUGGAGCUCGCUCGAGCGUUCCGCCGUGUCCGGGGACGCCACCGAGAAACAGCCGCUCAUACAGGUGGCUGCGUGGACUAUUGGCGAAUACGGAGACUUGCUGGUGUCGGAGGCCAGCAACGCCAUAUCCAUGGUCGAUGAAGACGGAGUGGACGACUUCGUCCGCCCGUCAGAGGAAUACGUGAUCGACAUAUACCAGAAGCUGUUGUGGUCGACGCAGCUGUCCAUCACCACCAAGGAGUACCUGCUGCUGUCGCUCGCGAAGCUCUCCACCAGGUUCACCACGCAGCCGAGUCAGGACAAAAUCCGAGUAAUCAUAGACACGUUUGGAUCUCACAUUCACAUUGAGCUCCAACAGCGAGGAGUGGAGUUAUCUCAGCUCUACAGACAACACGCGCACCUGCGGCCCGCGCUGCUGGAGCGCAUGCCGGCGCUGGAGCCCGCCGCCGACGCGCCCGACCGCGCGCCCGACGCCAGCCCCGUGCACAAGCCGGAACAGGAUGCGUUGUUGGACCUAAUCAUCGGGUCGGACCCUCUGACGAACGGCGACGUGGAGCACAAACCGGCACCCGCGCCGAACAACAACACUAGCAAUGAUAUCUUGGACUUGCUAAGCGGCCUGGAGCUAUCUGGUGGCGGCGGGGCGCCGAGCCUGCUCAACGCGGUGUCGGACGCGCCUGCCCCCGCGCCGGUCGUCUCCGCUGCGCCUGCGCUGUUACUCGACGGAUUAUUUGGCUCAGCACCAACACCACAGGCACCCGCUAUCACGCAAGACCUGCCGACGGUGACAGCGCUGGACAAGAACGGCGUGCGCAUAGUAUUCGGCAUAUCGCGCGGAGGAGACACCGUCACGCUCACCAUGCGCGCCACCUCCAGCGAACACCUCACCGAGUUCCUCUUCCAGGCCGCCGUGCCCAGGACGUUCCAGCUGGACAUGAUGUCGCCGUCGGGCACGGUAUUGUCCCCCCAGGGAGAGAUCACGCAAGUUUUGAAAAUCACCAAUCCAUCCAGGACCCCGCUGAGAUUACGGAUACGAGUGUCGUACAACAUAGACGGAACCCCGGUCUUGGAACAGACAGAAGUGAACAACUUCCCGCCCGACCUGUUCAACUGACGAGUGGCCAACCCGCCCGGCUACUGUCUAUAGCCACUACACUACGGUCGAAUCGACCGACCGGUCGUAAAUCACUUGGUCGACACCGAUCGACCGGUCGAAUAUCACUCGUUCUAAAUAUUUUCUACAUGUGACAAGUGCGCACGCAAUCGAAUUCUUAAUCGAUCAUCGAUUGCCCUCGGUUCCGAUUUUGAAGUUACCACACUGAUAAAAAAAUGUCCACUGCCCGCAAAUUGAGUAAUCGAUGAUCGAUCAAAAUUGACACAUCUCUAGAGCAAUGAUGGCAUUUUCUUUAUUUCUUUCUCAUUGAAGACUGACCACAGGAUAUAUAUUUCGACCUGAAUACUAAAAUCCUCCGUAGCCGUCACUGUAGAGAUGAUUCAAGCUUGUAGAUUCGUUUUUAUAGAGAUUUGAAACAUUCCACGUUGUUUAGAUAUUAAUUGCUCGUUCAGUCUGAUAGGGCCCAAAUACGCGCGUAAGGUCAACGUUUGUGUGACCAAAAGGAGUAAAUUAUUAUUAUGUACCGAUAGAUGGCGCUAAAAUAUAUUUGCGAGUUAUAAAAACUGACUACCCGCUAUCCAUAGAAAUUUAUAGUAAUCUGUACAGCUUGUAAUAAUUUUUAAAUUUGCACAUUUCAUUUUAUAUUGUAUUUUUAUCUCUCUGGCUAUAGUGUCAGUAUUAUUACAACCUCGAAGAUCACCAUUAUACCAGUGUGAAUUUAUCUAGUUAUAAAUCAACUCUGCGACUAGAAAUAACUGUUGUUUUGAAUUACAAAUAAUUAUUUUUGCUCAUUUGUACACAAAUACUAUGAACGUAAAUUUAGUGAAAUAUAUUAUAAUAUAAUAAAAUUGGUUUUAUCUGUAAACAUAUUUGCUUUGAAAGUUGUAAGUCAAUUUUUUAUUUAUUUAAUAGUAUCUACAAAAAUCUUGGAAAUUUUGUGUUGAAAAUUAUGCCAUCUAUAAAAUGACGAUGCAAUCAGCUCAGCACAACAGCAUUGUCCCUAACAUUCCCUAGCUACUACCGAAGCAUAGGCAAUUCAAUUAUCGCUGCAUUGCGACGCAAUUUAGCCGCCAAUCCUUCUCAAUUUAUAAACAACAAAUACACCACUGACAUUCGGUCAAGAAAGCAGUAUGCAUGAAGUUAUGGGUCGGCGACAUAAAUGACGUCAUAAAGUAGCUAGAUAUAAAAAUAUAAGUUUACGCCGUUCGCAUUGUACAUAAAAAAUGAGAUUGUGAAACUAACAUAGGGUAUAUUGUAAGUUAUUGUGAAGGAGGGCUGUACGGGAUGUACUUAAUUAAUAUAUGAAAUCACUAUUACGAUAAUCUUUGUGAUAAGCACAUAGUGCGGGCCGGUGUACGAACGGCCUGAGACGGCACGCGCUCGAGCGAUACAGUGACGUCACAGGACAUGCAAAACCACGAGAUGAGAAAAUCCGGAGUUCUAGCUCGAUUAUUCAUCUAUGAAUCUAAAGCCUUCCUAUUUAAGUUUGUCUCGUUUAUUGGUAAAUCGAGUCAUAUAAUUAUUUGAAAUGUCAAAUAUAUAGGAUUUUGUCGGCAGCUAAUAUACGCAUAAUAAUCAAUUGAAUUUACUGACAAUUGGCCUGUAUGGCAGUUGUAUUGAACUUAUAAAUUGGAGUUAUUACUGAAGAAUAUGUAUUGUAAAUACUAAAAUUAUUGUCCGAAAUUGUGAAUAGUGUAAAAUCAUUGCAAAAAUAUCAUAUUUUUAUUGGAUACUAAAUAGUUUCAAUACAUUCACAUAUCACAGCUCGAUGGUUGUGGUAAAUAUAAAACGAAAUAUCAGCACAUUCGCUCGAGAGCGUCCCGUCGACGCGUCAUUUUAUUUUCGGAUAGCGAAUGUUUGAUGUGAAUCUAGUUUGUCCGUAGUUUAUUCCCUAUGCAUUUCGUUAGUAGUUAUUUGCGUAUGAGAUUUGUUGCUUUACACUAGUUGAUACGAAUGCGAGCGCCGUUCGGAGCAGGUUCGCGGUUUUAUACUUGACGACCAUGUAAAUAUUCUCGUCUUGAUGCAGUAGGUAUACAAUGUUUAUUCUACGAUAUUUUCGAUAAUUUUUAACAGUUAGUAAUUAGUUUUAUGUAUUUUAUUUUUAUCCUAUUUAUGUUGGUUUAUACUGCACGUUCUAAUGGUAACGUAGGUAUUUAAAUGUAGUUGUAAUUGAAUUUAAAUGAUCCGCGUAAAGGAGACGCAUUGCUCCGUACCGGGAGUAUAUUAUUUUACAUUAUGUAAAGAGCUUGGCAGAAUAUAUUAUAUAUCGUGAUUUGGUGCUUCGUUUUACUAUAUCUGAUUAAUAGAAGGCCCUCCACGUUGUGAGAUGUUAUGAUUUUGUGUAUAACUAAAGCUGUGUGAGAGAUGUACAUAACAAUUAUAAUGAUUUUAUGUAAAUUGGUUAAUAAAUAUUUGAGAAUGUUUAUAUAAUCGA
This is a messenger RNA of Manduca sexta (tobacco hornworm), 5253 nucleotides long. RefSeq names its product AP-1 complex subunit gamma-1 (gene AP-1gamma). The transcript has 20 exons. Gene Ontology annotation, biological process: Golgi to vacuole transport; intracellular protein transport; receptor-mediated endocytosis. Gene Ontology annotation, cellular component: membrane coat; AP-1 adaptor complex; Golgi apparatus. NCBI's taxonomy places the organism in Eukaryota, Metazoa, Arthropoda, Insecta, Lepidoptera, Sphingidae. The record is from RefSeq and is a predicted model, not a curated record. Bases 168 to 2819 code for a protein of 883 amino acids. Gene Ontology annotation, molecular function: clathrin-cargo adaptor activity.